This is a messenger RNA of Myotis davidii, 348 nucleotides long. RefSeq names its product bifunctional purine biosynthesis protein PURH-like. Bases 96 to 323 code for a protein of 75 amino acids. NCBI's taxonomy places the organism in Eukaryota, Metazoa, Chordata, Mammalia, Chiroptera, Vespertilionidae. Gene Ontology annotation, biological process: 'de novo' IMP biosynthetic process. The record is from RefSeq and is a predicted model, not a curated record. Gene Ontology annotation, molecular function: IMP cyclohydrolase activity; phosphoribosylaminoimidazolecarboxamide formyltransferase activity. The transcript has 2 exons. Gene Ontology annotation, cellular component: cytosol.
AAGGUGGGGUAACCCUGUUGAGAGCAGCAGCCAAAAACCACGCUCGAGUGACGGUAGUGUGCGAGCCAGAGGACUACGCCGCUGUGUCCACAGAGAUGCAGAGCUCUGACAGCAAAGACACCUCCUCAGAGACCAGGCGCCAGUUGGCCUUGAAGGCUUUCACUCACACGGCACAAUAUGAUGCAGCAAUUUCGGAUUACUUCAGGAGACAGUACAGUAAAGGAAUAUCUCAGAUGCCCUUGCGGUACGGAAUGAACCCUCAUCAAACUCCGGCCCAGUUAUACACACUGCAGCCCAAGCUUCCCCUCACAGGUAAAGGCUGAAUGUUCGGGUGCAUGGUUUGCUGUG